GAUGAUAUACAAGUCCAGUAUCACCCCAACAGUGGGCGCCCUACUCAAGUUUACCACUUCGAGGAUUAUAGAUGUGGCCCUGGUACCCCAGCAGCACCUCCGAAAGUUGAUCCUGAGCCCUGGCGUCCAUUUCGCACUCGUAUUGACUUUGAAGUGGCUGAACUUGCCCAUGAAGCUGCACUAACUCAUGAGCAGACAGACUGGUUCAUCAAACUCAUUCACCGCAGCAGAUGCAAGUUGUUUACGCUUCAGAAUUGUAAAGACGUGCGAGACACAUGGGAUGCAGCCUCGUUCAAAUUGACUCCUUUUAUGAAGGAAGAGGUUGUCGUGCCCUUCCAAGGCGUUGAUCAGACCUUUCCAUUUUUUCAUCGCUCACUAUGGGACUGGGCGGUGGACCUACUUCAAGAUCCUGAAGUUGGUCCACAUUUCGUUUUCGAUGCCCAACAGCUUUCGAAGUUCGAUGGCGACAAAUUCGUUUGGUAUAUUCAUGAGCCUUGGACUGCUAAUGCCUUCUGGGAACAUCAAGUAUGUGGUGCUAUUACUCGUGUUAUGAGUUCAAUGUGUGUCUCGGUAUACUAA
Suillus discolor is the source of this 579-nucleotide messenger RNA. RefSeq lists its product as uncharacterized. The transcript is spliced from 2 exons. The record is from RefSeq and is a predicted model, not a curated record. The annotation marks the transcript as partial. Lineage: Eukaryota; Fungi; Basidiomycota; Agaricomycetes; Boletales; Suillaceae.